Molecule: messenger RNA, 906 nt
Organism: Neoarius graeffei (lesser salmon catfish)
Lineage: Eukaryota; Metazoa; Chordata; Actinopteri; Siluriformes; Ariidae
Gene: c3h4orf33
Product: chromosome 3 C4orf33 homolog
Exons: 6
Coding region: 163-756 (197 amino acids)
Source: RefSeq, a predicted model, not a curated record
UCCAGGAAGUUUCUGGCCUGAGUCGUGUGUGUGUGUGUGAGAGAGAGAGAUAUAUAUGAUAUGAUAUGGUAUAUGAUAUGACUGCCAGCUUUAUCACACUAUAAAAAGUGGAGUCCCACACUUCCUUUACUUCAGUUUGAGGAAAUCAGAUGUGCUGCAGAGAUGGAGUUCAGCAUCAAGCACACAUGGGACAGUAAGCCUGUGGAUCACGCCCCGGUGAAGAUCUGUUUCUCUCCUGGCUCUGGAGGUCUGAAGAUGGAGGUUUGUGCUCCGUUCUUCAACGAUCCAGCAGCUCCUUCUGGUCCUCCGGGACAUCCGUUCCCCGGACUCUGGGACUAUGAAGUGGUUGAGUCAUUCUUUUUAAACAACAGGACUGAGCAGUAUCUGGAGGUUGAAGUCUGUCCACACGGACAGCACCUGGUUCUGCUGCUGAACGGAAAACACAACGCCUUCAUGCAACAGCUCCCUAUGGUGUUCAGUGCUUCCAUAACGGGGGACAUGUGGAAGGGUGAGGCCCUACUGCCCUGGAGCUUCUUCCCCCGAGAGAUCAAUAAGAUGAACUCGUACGCUAUCCAUGGCUCAGGGGCGGGACGUACUUACGAGGCUCUUUACCCUAUCCCCCCUGGGGACCUGGUCCCCGGGCAGGGGCCUGACUUUCACCGUCUGGAGUAUUUCCAGCCCUUCAGCCUGCAGAGCAUUAUGGGAGAAGGCUGGGUUCAGCCCGAAUCUGACCUCUGGAAGGGAGUGAGCAAGUGAGCAGAGUGCACUGCGGCCUUAUCAAGGACAAGCACACGAAUAACCUUAACGAGGCUUUAAUGAGGGUGUAACGAGGGUGUAAUGAGGGUUCUAAAGCUGUUAUCGUUAAACACACCCAGAUUUUAUGAAUAAAGUCAGACUCUAAUCUCA